GAAAAAAGAGGAAAACAGACCAAUGACAGACCAGUGGGAUUGGCCAAGCUCUUGUACUUUAGAUGUUGCAGCGGUGUGUCUUCAUGUUUGUGAGUCUAUGAAGAGGAGGGCAGUGAGGAAGGAGACAGAGACAUGAGACCACUUGUCUGCCUGUUCUAUGUUCUGAUCAGCGCUUUGGCGCAAGAUGCUGUCUGGAAUGAAUCCUCAUUUCUGAAUUGGGGCAGAAGUGAUCAAAGCCGGAUGGUGAACUACCGUGGACUUCAGGAAUCAGGAAAUUCUGAAUGGACAUCCUGGUUCAAUAUUGAUCAUCCUGGAGGAAAUGGCGACUAUGAGCUCCUUGAAGCAAUCCGCUUUUAUUAUCCAGCUCGUUUAUGUACCCGCCCGCUGGCCAUAGAGGCUCGGACCACAGACUGGGUGCUGGCAGAGGAAACAGGAGAGGUUGUGCAUUUCACCCCGGAAAAAGGUUUCUGGUGCAUCAAUAAGGAGCAAGCAGGAGGCAUAUCCUGCUCCAACUACCAUGUACGCUUCCAGUGUCCCUCAGCUAUGCAGUCGUACUGGACGUUCUGGUCAUCUUGGAGCUCCUGUUCAGCUUCAGCCUGCAGCGAUGCAGGUAUUCAGUCUCGCAGGAGGAAGUGCCUCAGCACCAAGCCACAUGCUUCACUUCAGACCCCGGUGUGUGAGGGCCAGCCAAUUCAGAGGAGAGAAUGCGCCACCCUGCCCUGCCCAGAUUCCAAGUGGAGCUCAUGGAGUUCAUGGACCCUGUGUACAGUGACCUGUGGUGGGGGGCAUCAGAGCAGGAAGAGGACGUGUAUAAAUGUGUCAGGCAAUCAGCAUUGUUUUGGGCGCCCUGCCGAGACCAGAAAAUGCAACAGAUCUCCCUGCCCUGCAUGCCAGCGCAUUUGUUCUGAGGGCAGAGUGAACAACGACUGCAGCGAAUGUGUUUGCCACGGUCACUUUCUGUCUGGGGAGGUGCGCACCUUGCAGGGGGCACCAAUCACAGGUGCGCGGAUCUUCCUUCGUGAACGGCCACGAGUCAUCCGGGUCAGGACUGAUGAGAAGGGCACCUUCCGAAUCCAAGGGGUCUGUGCCUCCAACCAGACCUUCAUCACAAUCAAGAAGGAAAAAUUUGCUCCAGUCACUUUACCCACUUUCACCAAUGCCACUGGGACAUCAUGGGUGAUGGCUACACUCCAAAGAGCAGAGCAGCCAUACAUAGUGAAGCACCCAGAGUCCAAAAUGCGAUUUGAAGGUGAGCGAGUAGCGUUCUGCUGCAAAGCCAAUGGAGCACCCAUGCCGGAGAAAUAUUACUGGUAUCACAAUGGGACCCUGCUAGACCGACGUGUGUACAAAUACGAUGACAUCCUAAUCCUGAGAGACCUGAAGCCCUGGCAGGCUGGGCAGUACCACUGCAAAUCCAGUAACGAGAUGGGUGUGAUCAAGUCCAUUCCAGCCCUCCUCUUGGUUGUAGCUAAAGACAAGCCUGCCUGCAACCCAAAACCAGAGGAACACCUCAUUAAGUUGCCACUAGACUGUGUCCAGCCAGGCAGUAAUUCCAUGUACUACAACGUCGGGCAAUGUCCUCAAACCAGGUGUGCAGGGUCCCUCGACUUUGAUCUGCGGUGUAAAGACAAGCAAGUCUUUUGUUGCAGUGCAGCACAAAUGAUCACAAGAGAAAUUAACUGUGGCAGCUACAAACUUCCAAUACGAGUAGUUUCCAAGUGUGGCUGCCAAACCUGCAUCCAACCCAAACUUGUGGUCCAGGGUCGUGUGGUAGCAGCAGACACGGGAGAGCCUCUUCGAUUUGGUCAUAUUUACAUUGGCAAGGAGCGAGUUGGAACAACAGGUUAUAAGGGCACCUUCACUAUUCAAGUUCCGCAAGACACUGAGAGGCUAGUGGUGAAAUUCAUGGACAUGUCAAUGAAGUUUGUGGACACAAUUAAGGUGUUCCCAUUUGACAGGAAAGGGGGGUCUGUCUUUCAUGAUGUGAAAGUGCUGAGAAGGAAAGAACCAAUAGAUGUGGACUCUUCAAAAUCCUCUACCAUCUAUCUGGGGGAGAUUCCAGGAGAGGAUCCCAUUGGUCAGAUCGUCAUACCACCCAACUCAUUCUAUAAGCCCAAUGGGGAAGCAUAUGAAGGCAUCGUAAAGACAAGUAUAACCUUUCUGGACCCAAGGAAUAUCAGCACAGCUUCAGCUGCACCUGGAGAUCUCAACUUUGUUAACGAUGAUGGGGAACUUUUUCCCCUUAGGACAUAUGGGAUGUUCUCAGUGGACUUCAGGGAUGGCACCACUAGUGAACAACUUCAAGCUGGAAAUCUUCAGAUCUACCUAGACAGUGAGCAUGUACAGAUACCAGAACACAUUCUGAAAAUGAAGUUGUGGUCUCUUAAUCCAGAGACGGGUAUCUGGGAAGAGGAAGGUGACCUGAAGUUUGGGGACAAUAAAAAUCGUAGCAAGCGUGAAGAACGUAGUUUUCUUAUUGGAAAUAUGGAGGUACGAGAGAGACGUCUGUUUAAUUUGGAUGUCCCCGAAGGCCGGCGCUGUUAUGUCAAAGUUCGAGCCUAUAUGAGUGACAAAUUCUUGACCACUGAACAGCUGGAAGGUGUGGUCAUCAGUCUAAUAAAUUUGGAACCCAUGCCUGGGUACUCUUCUAACCCAAGGGCAUGGGGUCGCUUUGACAGUGUCAUUACUGGUUCGAAUGGUGCCUGUCUACCAGCUUUCUGUGAUGCAGUAAGACCAGAUGCUUACACAGCUUAUGUUACGGCCACCAUGGGGGGUGAAGAGCUAGAGGCGGCAGCCUCCAGCCCUAAACUGAACCCUAAUGUCAUUGGAGUUUCCCAGCCCUACUUAGGUAAACUUGGUUACCAAAGAACAGAUCACAAAGAUUCAGCACUAAAGAAGACAGCAUUCAAGGUCAAUCUUGCAAAACCCAAUCCAAAUAAUAUUGAUGAAGCAAAUGGGCCUUUAUACGCUUACCAGAACCUCAAUGAGUGUGAGACUGCCCCAGUAACAGCAAACCACUUCCGUUUCUAUCGCGUGGAAGGAGACAAGUAUGAGUACAAUGUAGUUCCAUUCCAGGAAAGUGACCUUACCUCUUGGACUGGAGACUACCUUUCUUGGUGGCCAAAUCCACAGGAGUUUCGGGCAUGCUAUAUCAAAGUGAAAAUCAAUGGACCCACUGAAGUCAUGAUACGGUCACGGAACCUUGGGGGGACUCACCGACAGACCAAGGGAAAGCUGUAUGGGAUUCGUGAUAUGCGGAGUACACGUGAUAUGAGAUUGACAAACUCUUCAGCGGCCUGUUUAGAGUUUAAGUGUGCUGGAAUGCUUUUUGAUCAAAAUCUCGUUGAUCGAAGUCUGAUAGAGGUCAUACCCCAGGGCAACUGCAGGCGGGUUGGCAUUAACAGUCUCCUACAAGAGUAUUUAACAAAACACCCACCCCUGCGUCAAAAUAAUGACUCUCAUUCCUUCAACAUGUUGGCUCCUGUUGAUCCACUUGGACACAACUAUGGAAUUUACACCGUGACUGACCAGAAUCCCAGGCUGGCCAAGGAAAUUGCAAUUGGCAGAUGUUUUGACGGUACCUCAGAUGGCUUCUCAAGGGAAAUGAAGUCUGACCUAGGGAUUGGUUUGACCUUCAGCUGUCCAGAGAGGCCUGUAUCUAGACAGAGCCUCUUCCAACGCUUGCAAUUGUCCCCUGGUGCAACAAUUACCCAGAUUGGGCAGGACAUGAGGUCAGAGUUUGGAAGAGAAGUGGUGAGAGGCCCUUCCCAAGUGGUAGCCUACCCAGCCGGACAGAGGAGCAGGACGGUGGUCACCCAGAGACGUAACAACCCAAGCAGUACAAGUAGAAGAACAACUCAGACUCGAGCCCAAUCCAGACAGUGAAUUGCACCAAAGUCUCACCUUGGAAGAAAGAUUCUACAGAAGGAAAGCUAGCGGUAGCAGUCAGCCUCCCAUUGAUUCUUCAUAUAUAUUUUUUUAAUUAUUAAGAAUACUGAUGUUGGUAUUUUGUCCGAAUUAGAUAAGCAACAAAUCUACGUAACACAUGAAACCCCUUCUUGUCUGAUGUAGAGUUCUCUGUACUCGAUAGAUUUGAAGGUGUUCUUCAAUGUGAAAAGUGACAGAAGUGAGAACAAUCAAAACACCACAUAGGAAUGGUCAGAGCAAGCUUCUUACUGGUAAAAACCCAACAAGAAGUAGUGUGCCCUGGCCUCUUUUUUGGUCCUUCUGCACACCUCUACCCCACACAAUUUCUCUUGUUUGUGAUGCCAUGGCACCUCUCCCUUUAUAAGAAACUCCAUUCUGUCUCAAUUCAUGAGUUAAUCCUGAAACUGUAAAAAUUUACAAUUAGCUAAAGACAAAAAUGGUUGUACAGUUUCACAAUGCUGCCCGUAUUUUGUUAAAGGGAGUUUCACUGAAGAGGCUAAGAUGGUGUUACUUGUAGUGAAGCUUGGUCACAAUUUAUGCAGGACUGUUUGUUUUUCCCUGCGCUUUGUCCUUUCUAUGUAAAUGUUGGAGGCACGCUUAUUGUCAUGCACAUAUCAACAUGUGACUAAUACUUGAAGCUUGAUAUGCUACAAUGUUGCUUCUUCUUUUAUGGUUGCCAGGCCAUUAUUUCUGACUGCACUUUUCCCGAACUGUACUGUGCAGAGUUUCUUUCAUGGGCAAUGUCCUCCAGCUUUUCUUGCACCAUCACCCCAAACUACUAGUAGGCCCAUCAAUAGCGAACAGUGUGAGGUUUCACCAUUUUGAACAUCUUACUUUUAUAAUGAGGCAGACACCAGCACUUUAAAAUGAUGGAAAAAUGAGAGUGUUUGAGAAAGGGUGAGUAUUUAGACGACCUAAGGAUCUACAGCAACUCCACACCAGUAUUCCACUGUGCUAAAGACAGACCUACACAUAUAUGGCAGAUCCUCCUUAAUUAAGUUAUUGUGAUACGCGUACUGCAUGAGUUUGCUUUAAACUGCACAUUAGUCUUUAUAUCUUGUUUCAUGGGGUUUGCUUAAGGAAGUGCAGAGGGGUUCAGCGGGGUAUUUGGCAAUAUUACUCAAUUGUAAAUAAACAGAUGUACACUUUUCGCAUCA
This is a messenger RNA of Polypterus senegalus (gray bichir), 5084 nucleotides long. RefSeq names its product cartilage intermediate layer protein 2 (gene cilp2). The record is from RefSeq and is a predicted model, not a curated record. The transcript is spliced from 9 exons. The coding region runs from base 133 to 3885 and encodes 1250 amino acids. Lineage: Eukaryota; Metazoa; Chordata; Cladistia; Polypteriformes; Polypteridae.